This is a messenger RNA of Dendronephthya gigantea, 541 nucleotides long. RefSeq lists its product as uncharacterized. The transcript is spliced from 3 exons. The coding region runs from base 118 to 510 and encodes 130 amino acids. The record is from RefSeq and is a predicted model, not a curated record. Lineage: Eukaryota; Metazoa; Cnidaria; Anthozoa; Malacalcyonacea; Nephtheidae.
AUUAAGAACAGCACUGAACACAUAAAAAGAAUUGUCGUUUUGUUUCGUUGACAUAUCAGCCAAAACUGUUAUUGAAUUCAGAUAAAGAAAGAGAAAUUGAGAAGGAAUAUUGGAAAGAUGUUCAAGGUCUUGCUGAUCAUUACUGCAUGCUUCCUAUCGGCAGAUGCAAGAAAACUCGACCUUUUUGGGGAUGAUAACAACGACAAAAAUAUCAUUGACGACGUUGGAAAAAGAUCGUAUAAACCAAUACAAGUUUGUCGAGAUCUUCGAGAAGAAAAACUGGUCGAAACUAGCACUCUUGUCAACAGUGCUGGCUAUUUACAUCCUCCCAAAAUCCUGACAGUAAGCUGUUCUAAAGAACAAGGGGAUGCAACAGGAGUAAAAGAUCCAAGCAUCAUUUGUCAAACCAAAACGAAAACUUUGGAAGUUGUUGAAUAUGAUGACGAAGGGACACUAAUUAGACCGCAUCAGGUCGACGUCUCUGUGGACUGUGUUGCUUAUAAAAUUUAGUGCAUUUAGUAAAUGAAUACAUGCAAUGACU